AUGAGUACAGCGAAUAAGUUUAUCAAAUGCGUUACUGUAGGGGAUGGUGCGGUCGGUAAAACUUGCAUGCUGAUCUCCUACACGAGCAACACCUUUCCUACUGACUACGUUCCUACCGUCUUUGACAACUUCAGUGCCAAUGUGGUGGUGGAUGGCCAAACUGUCAACUUGGGACUCUGGGAUACAGCAGGUCAAGAAGACUAUAAUAGACUACGCCCUCUGAGCUACAGAGGUGCUGACGUCUUUCUUCUUGCGUUCUCGCUUAUCAGCAAAGCCAGUUAUGAGAACGUAUCGAAGAAGUGGAUACCAGAAUUGAGGCAUUACGCUGCGACCGUUCCGAUUGUCCUCGUCGGCACAAAGCUAGAUUUACGAGAUGAUUCACAAUUCUUCAAAGAGCACCCAGAUGCAACGCCGAUCAGCACUGCUCAGGGCGAGGAGCUGAAGAAGGUGAUUGGUGCAGCAGCUUACAUUGAGUGCAGCUCGAAGACGCAGCAGAAUGUGAAGGCUGUCUUUGACACGGCAAUCAAGGUGGUGUUGCAGCCACCAAAGGCGACGAAGACGAAGAAGAAGAGCGGGAAGUGUGUUAUCAUUAGAUUUUGUUUAAGGUUCACUGAAAUGACAUUACUGGACGUGUCGGCGGAAGCCAUACACGCAACGACCCCUGCGAGUGCACAGGCAGACGCCGAGGCCGUUCUGCAAAAGGGUUGCGGCGAGUACGGAUGCUCACACUACCGGAGAAGAUGCAAGAUCAGGGCUCCGUGCUGUAAUGAGGUGUUUGAUUGCCGGCACUGCCAUAACGAUGCCAAGAGUCAUUCAGAGGACAAAAGUCGACAUGAGAUCGCUCGGCACAAUAUCGAGCGGGUAGUUUGCUCUCUGUGUUCGACCGAGCAAAAGGUGCAACAAAUAUGCGAGGCAUGUGGUGUGUGCAUGGGACGGUAUUUCUGCUUCAAGUGCAAGUUCUAUGAUGACGAGGUUGCAAAGAAGCAUUUUCACUGUGACGAGUGCGGCAUUUGCAGAGUUGGUGGCAAGGACAAGUUUUUCCACUGCGACAAGUGCGGCUGCUGCUAUGCCACAUCUUUGAGAGAGGACCACCGCUGUGUGGAGAAAUCCAUGCAUCACAACUGCCCAGUGUGCUUCGAGUUUCUGUUUGAGUCGCUCCGGGAGACGUCGGUGCUGCGGGAUUGCGGGCAUACAAUCCACACGGAGUGUCUGGACGAGCUGAGGAAACACAACAGUGUGGGCCCAGCUGGACCAGGAGGUUGCUGCAACGCCCAUGCCAGAAGCAUAUCAAAACCAGAUGCCACUCAUCCUUGGUUCGCCGCAUUUCCCGCAGCCAUGUGGGAGGAAGGCGUGGUGCUCCACGGCGGGCGAAAGCGAUGGCGCCACGGCAGAGCUCGCGAGGACGGCGUGCCGCAGUACAUUCACGAUCGCCUCAUGUUACUGUGUUACGAAAACGACCCGCUGCACCUCACCCCCGCUAUAGACAACCACAGGUACAUUGGGGUAAUGACGGAAGCAGCGCGCAUAUUCGCUCACAACUACUCUGCUGACGUGCUUUUGCUCAACUUCGGCCCGCCCCUUCCUGAUGCCGAGCUCUACUCGCUCUUUAACAAGAAUGUGUGCGAGCUGGGGGCGCCGUGGGACUGGCCGCGCGGGCCCAUGGUGUGUCCUCUCGACAUCAUCUUUCGAGCCUGCUCCACCAUGCACACAUGGCUCGCAGCAGACGAUGAUCACGUGGCAGUGGUACACACGCGCAGUCCCAGCAACGCCGGGGGAGCAUGUUUCCUCCGCUUCAUUGCUGCAUGCUACCUCUCCCACAGGUGCUACCCUUUCUCACAGGUACUCUCGCCCUUCUCACAGGUACUCUCGCCCUUCUCACAGGUACUCUCGCCCUUCUCACAGGUACUCUCGCCCUUCUCACAGGUACUCUCGCCCUUCUCACAGUCUCCUGUUACCUUCACCUCCCCCACCCCAACCACCCACAGGCCCCCUUCGUCCCCCUCUUCCCCUUUUGCCUCCACAGCUGCCGUCUCUUAUCUUCCCCCAUCCCUGCCCUUUUCCCUCCCCCUUAUCCUCCCCCAUCCUCCCCCAUCCUCCUCCAUCCUCCUCAUCCUCUCCCAUCCUCGAUCCUCCCUCGUCCCCGUCCCCAAUUCGUUAUCCCUUCUCCCAUUCUCCCUCCUGAAUCCCCCCCAAUCCCCCUCCAGUCCGCGCAGAGUUUUCAGUGCAUGGAAGGCCCUCGCUUUCCUCUUCUCCUCAUCCUUCCACCCUCCCUGUCCCAAUCCCCCUCCUCCUCCCCCUCUCCGCACUUCCCCUCCUCCACCUUCCCCCCAAUCCCCCCCUUAA
Messenger RNA from Closterium sp. Yama58-4, 2343 nucleotides. The record is from the annotation of a GenBank genome assembly. NCBI's taxonomy places the organism in Eukaryota, Viridiplantae, Streptophyta, Zygnematophyceae, Desmidiales, Closteriaceae.